GCUGAUUCCGUCAAUUCAUCACCAUCAUUGAAGUUGCGGGAGCAAACGAAUCGAGGCGUACGAAAUAUAAUGGAAGAAUGUGGAUGAAGGUGGCAAUUGCCUCCACCUAGCCACGAGAUCUGCGACGAUGAAUCACACAAGCCAGAGGAAGUGGCGUCCCCGUUGUCUGUGCCCUGUCCGACUCACUAAGGCUGAUGCUCAAUUCAGUCAAAGCGAACCUUCAAAAUUGCCCUAAAUAAUUGGAAAGACACGAUCUUACGGGGAAUAUCGCCUAUUCCGCCUGGAAAACGGUUUCACCUCUCUUCUGACUCCCUGAAGGACAGUUGAACAACGAUAGCCUCAGUGGCAAACGCCUGUAAAAACGAGCGCGAAACAGGAUAAUGAUGGUGUGACCGUCGUGAUGCCUCACUCGCUGUCUUUCAGCUACUUCAAACACUCUGAUCCCGUUUCCUGUUGCCUUCGUAAACGAGAGCACCACGGUCAUACAACACAUUGAAAUAUUACACACCCUCGCACGUCAAGUACGAGAACUCUCUCACAUGAUAUCCAUCAUGACCCACAUCUUAGAGCUGGCACGACUGAGGUGUACCACGGCCAAUAGAACACCUUGGGUGCUAGUGCACCCAACAGCAGCUCGGAAGCCCGUCAUCACCCAAGCGCUGGACUAAAAGUACCUCCAGGCGCUCUGGCGUGGACCAGAGCGAAUCUUUACGCUGAAUUCAGGAACGACGCAAAGACACAGGUGGAGAGGAUACAUUGUGACGCUGCCACGUUCAACUGACACGAGUGCUUAACGCCAAUAGUGGGCGACAAGUGAACUGUGGUGUCGCAACAAGUUAGUUCAGCCUUCAUCAGGUUUCAUUGCUCCAUCGAUUGAGAUUGCAUUCUUGUGUUUAGCACAUUCAUGAAGAUUGUUUUGUCGAUGCGGAUCGCUGUAUUGAACUAUACAGCGCCAGUUGUGCUCGUACCCGUGACGGCUUCCUUGAGAUGUUGUCACGGCAAUGGCAUCGAAGAUGGCGCUCAUGAAGAGGUCCGUACACUCCCAUAUGGAACUGCCACAAUUUAACAGGCACCACCGUUUAUCACCUGCAGUUGUGGACGCCAGUCUUCGUGCGAUUUGCUUCGAUACUUGCGAAAGUGUCAGCUCGCAACCAGAAAGAAGGCUACAGAACCUGCCAUAUGGCACGCACACAUUCUGGCCGUUUUUGCGCUGCGUUGCCACCGUGCAUGCGCCUUUCUACCGUUUGUCUGAAGACAACGAACUGGGUUAGAAGGCUUAAAAUGGUACCACGUUUUUCUUUCACCUGUCUUCGUGUACGGGAAAACUUUGCAUGGUUCAAGGUUUGUGGUGCUCUUUGGCUGAGACUUGUCCAUCGGCUUUGAGGCGCCAUCUGCGUUUCUGACGGAGCUGCAUCCUAGGCCUCUGUCGCUGACUAGGACGCCGUGUGUGUUUUUUUGUCUCCCUGGCGCCGUGUUUUCCUCUUCCGCGAAGCGACAUCCAUAAGCUGGCUAGAUUUUGUGUUUGACGGCUGUGGAAAUUUACCCAGCCUGGUCCUUAGUAAUCCAUGUCUUUUUUUCCCUAAGGACGCUCUACAGUCGCAGCUGGUCGUGCCCGGAGUGGGGCUGGUGUCUCCGUGGGACGAAUACUCGACAAGCAUAAACAGUUGUAGUCAACGCUCUGAUCAAGAAAUACCACGUCGACUCCCGAAUGGCAUCUGUAUCAGAGCUUGGUAUUUCGCCUCGGUACCCAACCGUUUUGGCGGCCGCCCGCUCCACGGCAGUGCCCUUCUCGGGAGCAGACAAUAUUGUGUGAGUGUGUUCGCAAGCGUUCCGUUCGAGUUGCUAAUUUUGAAUGGGAGAGCAAGGUGAAACAUUCGAUGUUAAACGUGUGCAUGUUGAAGGCGUGGCAGCGCAAUCGCAUAUUGACUGCAAAAUACUCGAGAGGCAGAGUUCCCACUGUUAGAGUAAGAAUACACGACAGCGAACGAGAAACCUUGGACAUCUAUAUCCGACGUCAGCUACUAUGCACUAGUAUUCACAAAUAUAAGUACGUGACUCUUCUUCAAGACUCCCGUCCAGCUAGUCUCUGAAGUUCCGACCGGGAUGCGGGAGUGUUUAAAAAGUAGCUGUCGAGCAACAACGACUACCUGAGGGACGACCACACGCAAGCUAGUCUGUUCCAGUGACGUCAUCGCGUGCGACUCUCUUCGAGCACUUUUGCUUAACUCCAUCGGUAGAGGAAGCAAACACUCACUUGUAACGGGGUGUCCGAAAGGUUUGUCUUUAUCUGUUAUCAGCCGUGCCGGUAUCUGUCUGAGAAGACUGGGUGCGCUCGCAAGAACAAUGGGACAGGCACGCCCUCUCCGGCUCAAGAAUCUAUGCAGUGUGUCCCCUGGAUUUUGACGUAAGCCGAUAUGCAGGCUUCAAGUCAAGCCAGAUCGACAGUCGUGCGGAGCAGUGCCCAUUUUCUUGAGAGGGGUGGGGAAGCAGAUAAUCAACGUUGGCUGGCUGCCAGUGUUACACACGCGUCUCAUUUUCCCGACUCCAAAAUGCCACCCGUUUCUGGUGCAGAUAUUCCCCAAAUGGUGGAUUUCCACGACGACGUCACCACUUGGGUUUCCGAUGUAUUUUCACAGAUUUUUUCUCACCGAACCAAAAAAGUUUCUGCGCCUGGGCUUCCGUCGAAAGCCAGGUCAACUGGGCUGUGCACGGCGGUCAAAAGAGGUCGACUGUUACUGUGCUUGGGUCCUGGGUUGCUUCAUUAUCACCUCACUCUCUUUACACUCUUUUGGUUCACCGUAUUCGCUGCCGGACUCUCUUCCAGGGCUCCACACCCGCUUCACCCGUUCUCCCCUGCCUCGUUUCUACGCCUUCAAGAGUGCCUACGAUGGAACACUCACACGGCCCACUGUCAGGGCAAAGAAAGGGAUGACCAAGCUAGCGGCGCGUCAGCAUGUGCAGGCUUUCUGGCCGCCGACGUCCGAGUCCGCUCGCCGGGCCCUGCGAAGCCGAGCUUGAGUCUUGCUGCCUCUGGAGCCUCGUUUGGGUCGGUCGGAUCUGACGAAUGCUUGAGAUCAGGGAGAGCAGGCAAAGGUUUGGCGGCAGUAGUCUCAUCGUUCGUUGCGGUUUCAACGACGAGUCAGACCCAGCACGAUUCCGUACACUCCCCUACAAAGCCGCUGUUCCGAAAUUUUCACCAACAGCCGGUGCCGGCGCCACUACCCCAGAGCCGGUUGCUUCCUCCGCUAGGUGCGUUCCCGUUCCUGGGUCGGAAGCGAGGGGACGCUGACGGUGAUGCACAGACAGACGAUGUCUCCUGUCCGGAAAGCGUGCCAGUUGACAUGGAUCUUUAUGGCCUCGUCGGGGUAUCUAAGGAGGCAGAGAAGACAGAGAUUGAUGCCCGCUUUCGCCAGGCACAGAAGGAACUUUGUGAUGUGGGAGGCGAUCCCUCUGUCCUCAACAUGCUCCGUGCCGCCCACGCUGUUCUGACCGAUGAUGACAUGCGAUCGGCUUACGACAACCUAGGACGCGUCCCUGUAAACGUAGCUCGUGCGUUUCUGCUGCCGUCCUCGACAAACGGUUCCGGAGAAGAAAGCGCACAUUACUCUCCUGAACGACACAGUGCAAGAGACGCGGACAGUCACGCUCUGGGAGAGGAAGAUGAUGAAAACGACCAACAGAACGACGAGGCGGUUGGCACGUCGCCUCCGGGACUUAUGAAAGUCUUCUCCAGCUUUUUCGGAGGCAGCAACGCCCGGCGGAGACGGACUAGUUUAGACAGAGUUCGAGGAAACGACGUGUGGGCAAGCGUCACGCUUCAGCUGAGUGAAAUCGGCUGCGGCGAUGCCGAAAAGCAGGUCACUGUGGAGGCGCUUGAGAACUGCGACUGCUGCGAGGGCACUGGCGGGAAAGAUGGCCAGAAGGCAACUGCUUGCACAGCCUGUGACGGCAAAGGCGCAAUCGUCAAGACAACGACCACAAAUGUGGGGAUACUGAGAACGUCGCAGACAUGUCAAGCUUGUCGUGGGAGUGGAGAGGAGGCGCGUCUUCGCUGCUCGAAUUGUAGUGGCUCCGGCCGCGUUAAGAACGAAAAAACCCUCCAAGUGAUGAUUCCCGCAGGCGUUUCUGACGGCAUGCGUCUCCGGAUCAAGGGACAGGGCGACGUGGGCGUAAACGGGGGCCCGUCAGGAGACUUACUGCUUAAAGUGGAAGUGGAGAACGACACCGCCUUCAGAAGAGAAGGCAACAACCUGCUGGGAAUCGUUAGAAUUUCAUACAUCGACGCAAUCUUAGGCUUAGAAGAUAAACCAAUCGAGGUUAUUGACGGAGUUGCUCACAUCACAAUUCCUCCUGGUACCCAGAGCGGUGAAAAGAUCGUGGUCAAAGGUCGAGGAGCACAGGAUCCUGGCAUGACUACUCGGGAAAUGUCUGAUAGAGCUCUUACAACUACACGUGGGGACCACAUUGCGGUCAUUGAGGUUGAAUUACCAAGAAAAGUGUCGAAAGAAGAGAGAGAACUAUUGGAACGUCUUCGGCUGCUCCGUCGUCUGUAGCUUCGUGAUGUCCACUAGAGAGGCACAUAAAGAUGAGGGCGCCGCCAGGAGUCAUGCCUGCACAUUCUCCAUAAGAGGCGUAAGGCCUCCUUGUGCCGUGUCUACGUUCGUCUUUUUGUGUGACCGGAGGAAGAGGAACACAUGUGCGUUGUGAUGUGAAAAUCAUAGACGGGUGGUGGCGUUUUUCCGGUCUCCUGUCAACACACUAUAACGUACUCUCCCAGAUGCGAGCGCAAAUGAUAGGCGGGUUAACUGACACCAGAUGGACUAUAAUGAGGAUUGGAUCCCGCUGUAGCAUUGUGAAAUGCGUUGCUCUCGGUGUUGUAGGUUACAAGUAGAUCGUGGUAAUUCAUGGUUCUUUAUUGUGGUUCAAGAACACACGUGCAACAAGGGGAGUUCUGGAAACACGUGUUGCUUUGCGAGAGAACCAGAUACCAAUAAAAAACCACAAAGGUGUUCAUUCAGCGUGACAAAACGGCAUUCUUCGACUUCUUAUCAAGGGU
Molecule: messenger RNA, 5056 nt
Organism: Toxoplasma gondii ME49
Lineage: Eukaryota; Apicomplexa; Conoidasida; Eucoccidiorida; Sarcocystidae
Product: DnaJ C terminal region domain-containing protein
Exons: 6
Coding region: 2415-4553 (712 amino acids)
Biological process (GO): response to heat; protein refolding
Cellular component (GO): cytoplasm
Molecular function (GO): ATP binding; heat shock protein binding
Source: RefSeq, a predicted model, not a curated record